Messenger RNA from Halteromyces radiatus, 672 nucleotides. RefSeq names its product HD domain-containing protein. The transcript has 6 exons. Gene Ontology annotation, molecular function: 5'-deoxynucleotidase activity. Gene Ontology annotation, cellular component: cytoplasm. NCBI's taxonomy places the organism in Eukaryota, Fungi, Mucoromycota, Mucoromycetes, Mucorales, Cunninghamellaceae. The record is from RefSeq and is a predicted model, not a curated record. Bases 53 to 622 code for a protein of 189 amino acids.
CGUUAAGCCGAAUUAUUUUAUUUGGUUCCCUCUUUUUACAGUUGCAAAAAGAAUGUCAAGUCAAGCUAGCAAUAUUAUACGGUUUUUACAUACCAUAGAAGGUUUAAAGCGUACCAAACGUACAGGUUGGCUUGAUAAUGGGAUCAAAGAACCAGAAUCAAUUGCAGAUCAUAUGCAUCGUAUGGGUAUUAUGGCCAUGUUGGUGGACGAUCCUUCUUUACAACGUGAUAGGUGUAUCAAAAUGGCCAUUGUACACGAUCUAGCAGAAGCUGUAGUGGGUGAUAUAACUCCACAUGCUGGUAUCAGUAAACAAGAUAAAUUUAAUAUGGAACAAAACGCAAUGAAUGGAUUCAAACAAUUAUUAGGUGAUACUACAAUGGCACAGGAAAUAGUCAAUUUAUGGCAUGAAUAUGAAGAAGGGAAAACACCUGAAGCUUUAUUUGUCAAGGAUUUGGAUAAGUUUGAGAUGAUUGUACAAGCAUUGGAAUAUGAAAAAUCCGAUAAGAAAUCUUUAGAAUCAUUUUUUGAAUCUACUCGUGGUAAAUUCAAGCAUCCUGCCGUCAAAGCAUGGGUUGAAGCAUUAUAUCAAGAACGUCAAGAAAGCAACAAUAUCAAGAAAUAGAUUAAUCUAGAUUAUUAUUAAAACAAUAAAACAAACGAUUAUUAUCAUCA